GGGGAGAACGUGCUAACUCCGUACAGACAGCACCCGUGGUCGGGAUGGAACCCGGGUCUGACGUCACUGUGGAGAAACGAACGACUGAUAUGCAACAGGCGGAGCCCACAAUGGUCCAUUGUUGGCUGUGGGGUUUUGCAUUGAUAUACCGGCCUGGAGUUGUAUAUUCGUAAUGAAUUUCACAAGGAAUCAUUAAAAUGAGUUCGACCACAGAGGACACGGCCAACACAAUGAAGAAUCUUGAGGAAUUCCUUGGAGAUUUGACGAUCCUGGGAUCCCUUCAGGGAUUCCGGUACUUCCAGCCCUGGCUGCGGGGACGAGAGGAGCUGCUGUUAUCGGUCGCGAACGAGGACAUCGGUUGGCAACCUGCCGGUGUCCACCGCAGCCCGGCCAUCUCUCCCGGCGACUGGGAAACUCUCCCGGCGUUCCGAUACUCCCAUUUGGACACCUGCUGUCUCCCCCCGCGCUGCCACUGUCACGGAGGAGAAUCCAAAGUGUAUUUAUUACAAGCCAAACAUGGCCACUGCUAA
Leucoraja erinaceus (little skate) is the source of this 530-nucleotide messenger RNA. RefSeq lists its product as uncharacterized. The record is from RefSeq and is a predicted model, not a curated record. The transcript has 6 exons. The coding region runs from base 198 to 530 and encodes 110 amino acids. NCBI's taxonomy places the organism in Eukaryota, Metazoa, Chordata, Chondrichthyes, Rajiformes, Rajidae.